AUGGAGUUCGCCAUGGUGGGCGCGGACGGCGGGGGCGCGUGCAACAGUCACCUGCCGUACGGUUACGCGCAGGCGCGUGCGCGGGAGCGCGAGCGCGAGCGGGAGCGACAGGCUGCCGAGGUGAGGAGGGGAGGAGGAGGAGGAGGAGGAGGAGGAGGAGGAGGAGGAAACGCUCAUCUCCAUAGCAACCGCCAGCAUCCGUCUCGCGCCGCCUCCUCCUCCAACAUCAGCAGCGGCCCCUCCUCCUCCUCCUCCUCUUCCUCCUCCUCCUCCUCUUCCUCCUCCUCUUCCUCCUCCUCCUCCUCCUCCUCCUCCUGGCAGGAGUCCGGGCAGCAGAGGGCUCUCAGAGAGCGGAAAAAGCCGCACGGAGUCGGUGGUCGGUGGAGGCGCAACCGGGGCUCUUUUGGCGGGGAAUUGCGCCACUCCGAACUGGCGCUGCUGGGAUCCGAGGAGGACGUCAUGAUAGAGGAGGAGGAGGAGGAGGAGGAGGAGGAAGAGGAGGAGGAGGAGAAGAAGGAGAAGAAAGAGAAGAAAGAGGAGAGCAAAAGGUCCAGCUUUCUGUGCAACAUGGAUGAUGAGGAGGAGGAGAGGGAGGAAGGGGAGACGGUCUCGAUCCCGGACCGGCGGCCCCAGUCCGGGUACGAAACUCCGUACAGCGACUUUGGCUGCGGGGAGCGCGUGGUCAUCAACGUGUCCGGGCUCAAGUUCGAGACUCAGCUCAAGACGCUCGCGCAGUUCCCGGACACGCUCCUCGGGGACCCGGACAAGCGGAUCCGGUACUUCGACCCGCUGCGGAACGAGUACUUCUUCGACCGGAACCGGCCCAGUUUCGACGCCAUCCUGUACUUUUACCAGUCCGGGGGGAGGCUGAAGAGACCCGUCAACGUGCCGUUCGACAUCUUCUCCGAGGAGGUGAAGUUCUACGAGCUCGGGGAGGAGGCGAUACUGAAGUUUAGAGAGGACGAGGGCUUCGUGAAGGAGGAGGAGAAACCCCUGCCCGAGGACGAGUUCAAACGGCAGAUCUGGCUCCUGUUCGAGUACCCGGAGAGCUCCAGUCCCGCGCGGGGCAUCGCCGUGGUCUCCGUGCUGGUCAUCGUCAUCUCCAUCGUCAUCUUCUGCCUGGAGACCCUCCCGGAGUUCCGGGACGAGAAGGAGUACCUCCAACCCCGACUCAACUCCUCGGAACCGGACCACGGCUUCACCCCGUUCAACGACCCGUUCUUCAUCGUGGAGACGGUGUGCAUCGUGUGGUUCUCGUUCGAGUUCGUGGUGCGCUUCUUCGCGAGUCCCAGCAAGCCCGCCUUCUUCAAGAACAUCAUGAACACCAUCGACAUCGUGUCCAUCCUGCCCUACUUCAUCACGCUGGGCACGGACCUGGCGCAGCACCAGGCCACCAGCAGCAGCACCGGGAACGGCCAGCAGGCCAUGAGCUUCGCCAUCCUGCGCAUCAUCCGCCUGGUGCGCGUUUUCCGCAUCUUCAAGCUCUCGCGCCACUCCAAGGGGCUCCAGAUCCUGGGGCACACGCUGCGCGCGAGCAUGCGCGAGCUCGCGCUGCUCAUCUUCUUCCUGGUCAUCGGCGUGAUCCUCUUCUCCAGCGCCGUGUACUUCGCCGAGGCCGACGAGCCCACGUCGCAGUUCACCAGCAUCCCCGACGCCUUCUGGUGGGCCGUGGUUACCAUGACGACGGUGGGAUACGGAGACAUGAAGCCCAUCACGGUGGGGGGGAAGAUCGUGGGGUCGCUGUGCGCCAUCGCGGGCGUUUUGACCAUCGCGCUCCCGGUUCCGGUCAUCGUGUCCAACUUCAACUACUUCUACCACCGGGAGACGGACAACGAGGACCAGGCCCCGGUGGUGGAGAGCUUGCCCCCGGGGUGCCCCUAUUUCCCGGACUUUUUGCGGAAGUUCAGAGGCUCAAACUCGGGCUCUUCUCUGGGGGAUAAGGCGGAGUACAUGGAGAUGGAGGAGGGGGUCACGGAGUCCCUGUGCGGGCUGGACAAAAGCCCCAGUAAAGGGAACGGAACCGACAUCAGCAGGAAAAACAGCACUAACUCCAAAUCCAUUCAGACUGACGUGUGA
This is a messenger RNA of Menidia menidia (Atlantic silverside), 2076 nucleotides long. The record is from the annotation of a GenBank genome assembly. Lineage: Eukaryota; Metazoa; Chordata; Actinopteri; Atheriniformes; Atherinopsidae.